AUGAAGAGAUACACAAAGGUCUGCACUGGCCAUAUCAGAACCUCUAGGUUACCGAUAACUUGCCAAAGACGAUGGCUUUCCUACGACAAAUCCGAAUUGAGCAAAACGGCCCUGUUGAACCAGAUCGAAUCGGAACUUGAUCAAAUGGCGAGCGGCAAACGAGCGAGAAUCCAUCCCGAAGACAAGACUGUAGACACAGAUGCUGGAAGACUACCUAUAUCCCCCGUGAUGGACUACAAGUUCAUGCAGGCGAGGCGACGUACGAAGAAAGCGAUGCCCACGGCCAUAUCAGGACAAUUUCGGAAGAAGCUAUCAAAUAACCCAUACGCGGAGGCAUUGAUGGGUCCGACAAGAUGGUGCAAGAAUACGAACGCUUGCCUCCCUAGAUACUUCUUGCAGGACUUCGAAUUGGUCGAGCAUCCAGAUCCUGAGGAGAAGAGCCACUGGUGGGCACCAGGUCCAUUUUCUUUCUUGAGAGUCAAGCCGACAAGAGAAGAGCGAGAGGUGGAAAUAGACUCUAACGACAUAAAGUCAAUACUGAAGGGGGUUGAAAGGGUGCGAAGACAGAUCGGGCUUGUACAAAACGAAAUCGAAAAAAUGGCUACAGAAGCCACUUCGACGAGAGGCGACAUAUCAGCGGAAGCCAGAACGACCUCAACCCAAGCAACAUCUGGAGAUGCAGGCACCGAAGCUGAGACAAACACAGAAGUGGGCGUUGAUGAUGUGGAAAUAGACGAAGGACUGAUAGAACGACGAGCUCGCAUUGUCGCCUACACUAUCUCGCGCAAAAGCCUGAUCGAUAUCAUCGGAGGAGUCAGUGGAAAGAAGGGUAGCAGGGGUUAUCAAAAAAAGAUGAAUUCCCACCAAGGCAUGGCAUACCUUCCACAUGAUGUCGAACGAAAGAUUUUCCGAACAGACAUGGGCGAUGUACUUCUUGGGAUGUUUCGACGCCUGGCUGUCGAUACACUCAUCACACGCUCUUGCAGGGAAGGCUUAUGGGCGCCACACAAAUUCAUAAAGCCAGUUGCUAGCUGGGAAGAGGCGAAGGGAAUUUCAGGAGGUGGAGCAAUUCUUUAUAUUCCGAAGGAGGAUAUGGAGAACACGAGCAGUUAUGCGACUCUUGAUGUAGAAGAUGCUUCUUACGGCAGUAAGAUGGCAGUUCAUGAUCUACGAUACUUACUAGGAGAGGAUGAGCUUGAGAGGCUGAGAGAGAAGUCACAAGUAUUCCGAGAUCAUGAGAUUUUGGUGUUGAAGAACUUUAGAAGUGGGAGCAUGAGAGCUUUGCAUCUGCUUCUCUGGAGACUGCAAGGAUACUUGGCGACGCCUCAAGUUGAGCCCAUUGAGGGAAAAGAAGACUAA
Messenger RNA from Fusarium tjaetaba, 1359 nucleotides. RefSeq lists its product as uncharacterized. The transcript has a single exon. NCBI's taxonomy places the organism in Eukaryota, Fungi, Ascomycota, Sordariomycetes, Hypocreales, Nectriaceae. Bases 1 to 1359 code for a protein of 452 amino acids. The record is from RefSeq and is a predicted model, not a curated record.